This is a messenger RNA of Struthio camelus australis, 3114 nucleotides long. RefSeq names its product chromosome 7 C10orf90 homolog (gene C7H10orf90). Gene Ontology annotation, molecular function: microtubule binding. NCBI's taxonomy places the organism in Eukaryota, Metazoa, Chordata, Aves, Struthioniformes, Struthionidae. The record is from RefSeq and is a predicted model, not a curated record.
AGCACCAAAUGUGCCUGCUGGAGAGGGGAGACCUGUGCUCCUCAGCUGCACCUGACACAGCCCGAUGGAUUUUAAGGUUAAGCCGUAUGCAAAAUGGACCCAGGACACGCGGUCUUUUGUAACUCAAAUUUACUUCUCCAUAAACUACUGCUCUUGGAAGAAGACGAGUUGCUUUGCAGUGAAACAAAAGCAAUGGGGCACUAGCAGUCAAAGGACAUUCACAGGCCUGCAGAGGGAGAAUGCUGCAGAGAGAAAAUCAAACUCUACAAAGGAAUCUCUGGCAUCACAAAAUGCCAAAUUGAUUUCACCUAUGGUCAUUUCACAGAUGACUGAUGAGAAUAAGUCAGGAGAAAACGGGUCUGCUUUGUCUACGUACAUAGGUGCUUAUCCUGCGAAGCGCUCUGUGGCUAACCGUGGUUCCGUCAACGUUCACAGCACAUUCACGUUGCCUCCCAGCAGGAUAGAAAUUCAUGCAUCUCUGGAUGACGCUGUGGCUCGACCAGACUCCCACAUUGUGGAGGAAGACCACUAUCCAAACCAGCAGAGAGGAUUUGCCUCCAUAACCGUUACUGCUCGGCGUGUCGGUGGGCCCGGGAGCGCCCCAGUGCCAGGGGCUCCACCACGCGGGGAGGGCGAUGCGCGCGCCAACGCCAACGCUGUGCCUACCCCAGCGAGCGAGGCCGGACCUGCUCCCUGGGGCAGACCUCUUCCAAGCCAAGGGUCUCAUGGAAAUCGAACCAUUGGUGACUUUAAGGUUUCUGAAUCAUGCCCACGGCCACAUGAUGGUCCUCAAGACCAGCUUUUCAGCUCUAGAAAUGAAGAAACCGGAGUGGUUCUUCAAGGCAGCACUUGGAGAGGAAAAGUACUGCCUUCGUUCACCUCAUGUGUUCAUCUUCGAGUUUCCCAGCUGUGUCCAAAUACUAUCUAUUAUUUAGACAAGUCACUCUAUGUGUGCAUUGACCAACCUCAAAUUAAAUGCCAAAAAGUUCAUAGAUCAGCAUUGUCCUUCCAUAUAAAUUGCAGUUCAUCUAGAUUAACAGCAGAUGGAGUAGAUGGCAUAGCUAAUGGAGAGCCAUUAGCGGAGAUACUUAAGUCAAAGCUCCUAGGAGGAAACAAGACUCCACUCAGAGCAAGCUGGAGUGCAGAUUUAAUAGAAAACAAUGCAAUUAAAAAACAGACAACAGAUGAGGGCUAUAUGGGUACUAAAUACCCUUUGAAAAGUGUCUUUCCCUCUGAACUUUCAGCAUUUGUGGAUAUACCCAAAGGAGCUAAUAAUGUAGUAGCAGUAAAGAAAGAAGAUAAUAAACAAUCUGGCAGCAAUCACACUACAUUUUCUCUCCAGCUUCCUAGCCCAAGUUAUGAGGCAGGAACGCGAAUGUUCUCUGGAAGCAGCAAGAAGCAGCGUGCCAUGGGCAAGAGCGGCACCGCUGCCCCUGCCUCUUGCCUGCAUCCAGCAUCUGAACAGGACCCCACUGCUGCCUCCAAUGGCUCGUCGGCAGGGGGGGCUCCCUCCCGAGGCACCUCCAAAUCCAAAGAGGUCCGACCACAGUGCUUCCUGAAGCCAAAAAUAUCCGUCUCCGAUAGUAUGUGCAAUAUAAAAACUCUGUCAAGAAUCGUCUUGGAAGCAAAUGUUCACGGGCAAAAUCAGUUCCUAAAAGGUGAUUACAAAUUCUGUGGUUCAAAUGACAAAAUAAAGGAGCCUAAGGAACGGGCCGAGCAGGAGAGAGCCAGCAGGGUAACGCUAUCUGCAGCUCACUUGCCAGAUGUUACUCAUGAGAAAAAAGACGCGCUCCCCCGGCCAGAAAUCUGCUCGGAGCCUGAGAAAAUUCCACCAAGCCCACUGACUCUGAGGGAAGCACUAGAAAUCCAUAAACCUCAGUUCAUUUCUCGUUCACAAGAAAGGCUGAAAAAGCUUGAACAUAUGGUACAGCUGAGGAAAGCCCAGCAGAGUGAUGCUCUGGGAAGGAAACAGGGAGCGCUGCUUGUUCGCAAACUUUCCUCAACAUCCAUUUCGAGCAAAAAAAAGCAAUAUACCAUUCCUCACCCGCUCAGUGAUAACCUCUUCAAACCAAAGGAAAGAUUCAUUCCAGAGAAAGAGAUGCAUAUGAGAUCUAAAAGGAUUUAUGAUAAUUUACCUGAGGUAAAAAAGAAACAAGAAGAAAAACAGAAACGGGUAAUCAUGCAGAGUAACAGAUUGCGUGUUGAGAUCUUUAAAAAGCAAUUACUGGACCAGCUCCUUCAAAGAAACACAGAGUGAGGAAGGACUCUCUUGCUGAUCAUACUAAUUGGACCUUGAAUGCCUUUGACUGUUAGAUAAGCCAUAAAAUUUACUGUUAUCUUAAUUACUCGGAGGUAUUCUUCUUAUCUUUGGCGCUUUAUAUAAAGAAAUAUCAUUUGUAUUUCAAUUGAAAUUUAAAAGUAACUUUCAAGUAAUCAAAAACAGUCUAAAAGGGAACACAGCUGUUUCAGAGCAUCAACUCAUGAUCAGUUUACCCAGAGGAAAUAAUUUUAAGAAUUUUUAAUGCAAAUACUGAAUUCAGCAGUAUUAUUUAUCUUAAUCUUUUUAAAAGUAUACAUCUCCGUAGCAGUAGAGCUGGCUUUAUAAGACCUGGGAAACUUAUUUCUCCAAAGUAUUCGAUUAAUUGAUUUCCUGUGAGUUAAAUUCUUGAACUAAAGAAAAAUGAACAUCAUUAUUUGUUAUGUUUAGAAACUAGCUGAAAUAGCAUUACCACAUAAUCAUGGCAACAGCAGUUUCACAUUAAUACUUAACAUACCAAAAGGGACCAAUAUUUUAGCUCUGAGAAGAACUCUAUUCCUAGUUAUAUAGCGUAUCUAUAUAGCAAGUUUACCUGUUAAAGAGCAAUAUUUAAAAAUUUGGUUAUAACGCUUUUUCAUGUGUUUUUCAUUGUAAUAUGUAUUUUACUCAACUUCUGUGAUCAUUAAGUAUUUAUAGGAAUGGCAUAUUAAGAAGUGGUGCCAAGAAGUAUGUUUGUAUCAAAAUUGCACAACUAAAACCAUCUGUAAAAAAUAUUUAAAUCUUUAUUUGUACAUUUUGGAAGUAAAAACAACCAGCUUACAAACCAAUGGAAUGUAUUUAUGGAAUAAAAUAUGAAU